GAGCCGCUAGGCACAGAACCGGAAACUUGGAAACAAAGUUCGGAGCCCCGCCCUCGCCUCGCGCUGCCCAGCCGUCUGGCCCCGCCGACCCACGACCCACCGGCCCGCGGAUCCACACAUCGGCCCGGCUCUAGCGUACGCCAUGUCUGGUUCCUCCAGCGUCGCCGCUAUGAAGAAAGUGGUUCAGCAGCUCCGGCUGGAGGCUGGGCUCAACCGCGUGAAGGUUUCCCAGGCAGCUGCAGACUUGAAACAAUUCUGUCUGCAGAAUGCUCAACAUGACCCCCUGCUGACUGGAGUGUCUUCAAGUACAAAUCCCUUCAGACCUCAGAAAGUCUGUUCCUUUUUGUAGUAAAAUGGAUCUUCAAAGGUUUCCAAAACCACUUCUCAUGAACCAGUGAAUAUUCAAAAGAGCGCCAAAUUUGAAGCCUGUACAAAAGCUUAUCCCUAUAACACAUGUGCCAUAAUAUACAAACUUCUACUUGUCAGUCCUUAACAUCUACCUCUCUGAAUUUUCAUGAAUUUCUAUUUCACAAGGGUAAUUAUUUUAUAUACACUGGCAGCAGCAUAUAAUAAAAUAGUAUAAACAUU
Messenger RNA from Cynocephalus volans (Philippine flying lemur), 588 nucleotides. It is a transcript of the gene GNG5, whose product is annotated as G protein subunit gamma 5. Gene Ontology annotation, cellular component: heterotrimeric G-protein complex. The transcript has 3 exons. The record is from RefSeq and is a predicted model, not a curated record. Gene Ontology annotation, molecular function: G-protein beta-subunit binding. Gene Ontology annotation, biological process: G protein-coupled receptor signaling pathway. NCBI's taxonomy places the organism in Eukaryota, Metazoa, Chordata, Mammalia, Dermoptera, Cynocephalidae. Bases 143 to 349 code for a protein of 68 amino acids.